CAAGUCAGUUUUUCCUGUCUAUCUUACUGACUUUUUUAAGGGGUAAACAACAAGACAUAUAAGAAACAAGGUAUACACACAACCACGCCAUGACGUGAAACCAUUUUUACUCAGGCACAUAUGUGGCCGUCCCGGGUCCUGAGCCGGGAUGUGAUAGGUCUGGAUUUCAUUGCAGUGCAGUCUCCUUCAGCUCGCCCUCCAACCGGUGACGCCUGCCUCGGCCGUGCGUUGUGAGGAACAUCUCUAAUAAAGUCACUUCAAGUUUACCGCUAGCCCAAUUCUCUACUGAUACAAUGGCUGUGCCUCCCUCCUAUGCUGACCUAGGCAAGUCUGCCAAGGACAUCUUCAACAAAGGCUAUGGAUUUGGCUUGGUGAAGCUCGAUGUCAAGACAAAGUCAGCCAGUGGAGUGGAAUUCAAAACAGCUGGUUCCUCCAACACUGAUACCAGCAAAGUUGCAGGCAGCCUGGAAACUAAAUACAAGAGGUCAGAAUACGGCCUGACCUUCACUGAGAAGUGGAACACUGACAACACCUUAGGAACAGAAAUCACCAUUGAAGAUCAGAUUGCCAAGGGACUGAAGCUGACUUUUGACACAACCUUUUCACCAAACACUGGCAAGAAGAGUGGCAAAGUUAAGACCGCCUACAAGCGUGAGUACGUUAACUUGGGCUGUGAUGUCGACUUUGACUUCGCUGGCCCCACCAUCCACGGAGCUGCUGUCAUCGGCUACGAGGGUUGGCUCGCCGGUUACCAGAUGAGCUUUGACACUGCCAAAUCCAAGAUGACCCAGAACAACUUUGCCAUUGGCUACAAGACGGGAGACUUCCAGUUGCAUACCAAUGUCAAUGAUGGAGCUGAGUUCGGAGGCUCGAUCUACCAGAAGGUGAGCGACCAGCUCGAGACGGCAGUCAACCUGGCAUGGACCGCUGGCAGCAACAGCACACGCUUCGGUAUUGCAGCCAAAUACCAGCUGGAUAAGGAUGCCUCUGUCAGUGCUAAAGUGAACAACAAUAGCCUUGUUGGUGUUGGAUACACCCAGACACUCAGACCAGGUGUGAAACUCACCCUUUCUGGCCUGGUCGACGGUAAGAACAUCAACGCAGGAGGCCACAAGCUGGGUCUGGGUUUGGAACUGGAAGCAUAAGUUUUCUGCAUACUGCAAGGGACUAGGGAAUAUCAGAAGAAUCUGGCCUUAAAUGUAUGUCCAACUCAAACCAGCAAGGGGAUAUCUUGGAGAGAUUGGUUCAAAGGCUGCGACAACAAACUCUAACGUGUUAAGUACCACUUCAAGUUGGUGCUUCUGUCACUGGUAUAUUUUACCUUUGUUGCUUUUUACUUUGUAGAUCUAUUCAAGAGACAGUUGGUGGCAUAUUAUUUAUAAAUCAUGUCAUUGUUCCUGUCAAGCACUGCCAUAAUAAUAAUAUCCAAUACAAUCCCUUUGCCUGUCAUCAACUCUGUGUGGCUUUAUUGUGAUAAUCCCAGACACUGUCUUUUGUGAGAACAUCAGUUGACUGUUUUGUGGGGUGAGCGUUGUCAUACCUUCUCUCAAUCUGAUAUUCCUUUGUCAUCUAUACAGUUUUCAUUUGCAGACCUUGUUAAGUACACUAGGUUCUUUCUGCUAUUAUUUAAAUACUGCUGCACCCUUCCUGUUCAUGCACACAAGGACAAACUAAACCUCUGUAAUGUUUUAUUUUGCGUCGGCCAUCAGGGUUUGUGAUGUUCUGUUAAAGCUCCCUUUAACUGGGUUGUUUUUGGGGUGCUUAAAGGUGGGUCUCUAAGUUUGAGAGAAACCUGUACACUUGGCCGACCAAGCAGAAUUCGUUUUUGUUUAUUCUGUACUAACAUACAAUUGGGGGGGCAAGUAAUUCAUGUUCACAGUAAUGCCAAACGAUCAUUGUCCGGAAGAGGUGUAACGUAAAGUUGCAUGUGUGCACUCUCGUAAAGUGCUUCCCUGUACUGGGCAGAGACAGAGCCUGCAGGAAGUCUUGGAGGUCCUUAUGUGUAUGUAUAAAUUUUCAAUAAAGUCUUUGAACUCCACAAACACAA
Molecule: messenger RNA, 2047 nt
Organism: Siniperca chuatsi (mandarin fish)
Lineage: Eukaryota; Metazoa; Chordata; Actinopteri; Centrarchiformes; Sinipercidae
Gene: vdac2
Product: voltage-dependent anion channel 2
Exons: 9
Coding region: 294-1145 (283 amino acids)
Biological process (GO): monoatomic anion transmembrane transport
Cellular component (GO): mitochondrial outer membrane
Molecular function (GO): voltage-gated monoatomic anion channel activity
Source: RefSeq, a predicted model, not a curated record